CCCCCCGCCCUCCCCGGCGCUGCCGCCUCCCCCCUCCGCCGUACGGAGCAGGUCCCGGGUGCUGGGGGAGACCCGGGGGCAGAUUAAUCAGCCACUCGAUGGGGAUUAACAGUGGAGCACCUCUUUGUGUCGCCUUUCCACCUCUGUGUAGCACGAAUAACAACUUCAGCACUUCUUCAAUAAUAAUUAUGAAACUGGUAUUAACUGAAUGGCAAUUAUGGAUUUUUAACUCUAACUCACAGUAAACCAGCAAGCCAUAUGUUGAAAUACCUACCAAAUAGCUUUUCAUUCUUAAUGUCUCAUAUCUAUACAAGAAGUUGCAAGAUACCUGUUUGUACAAGAGGAAUAUAAGCAUUACUUGCCUGAGGAACAGAAGCUGAAAGAGAAGACACCCUAACUUGUUCGUGGAGUUAUGGUAGUAUUAUUUAUAUAGAUAUAACAAAUAUAUAUAUUUUUUAUGGUAAUGAAAAUGGCUCCUCAGAAUGCUGACUCGGAAUCUAUGCAAGUUCAAGAUCUACCUGUGGCACAGCUUCAGAAACCAGAAAACAAGGAGAAUGAAAGUAGGGAGGAGACCAUUAGUGAAGGAUCCAUAGACCGGAUACCGAUACGCCUGUGGGUGAUGCAUGGUGCAGUAAUGUUUGGCAGGGAAUUUUGUUAUGCCAUGGAGACAGCUUUGGUAACACCUGUAUUGUUACAAAUUGGUCUUCCUGAACAAUACUACAGCCUCACUUGGUUCCUCAGCCCUAUCCUGGGCUUGAUCUUCACUCCGCUCAUAGGUUCGGCCAGUGACCGCUGCACGCUGAGCUGGGGCCGCCGGCGGCCUUUUAUCCUUGCUCUCUGCAUUGGUGUCCUCUUUGGAGUUGCACUUUUCCUUAAUGGCUCUGUGAUAGGUCUGGCUAUUGGUGAUGUCCCAGACAAGCAGCCCAUUGGAAUAGUUCUCACGGUGCUUGGGGUUGUGGUGUUGGACUUCUGUGCUGAUGCAACCGAAGGGCCAAUUCGGGCCUACUUGUUGGAUGUGGUGGACAGUGAAGAACAAGACAUGGCCCUGAACAUCCAUGCAUUUUCAGCUGGUCUUGGAGGAGCAAUUGGUUAUAUGUUAGGAGGGCUGGACUGGACACAGACCUUCUUGGGUAGCAUUUUUAAAUCUCAAGAGCAAGUCCUUUUUUUCUUCGCAGCCAUUAUUUUCUCUGUCUCCGUUGCUCUCCACCUUUUUAGCAUUGAAGAAGAGCAAUAUAACCCUCAGCAGGAUAGGAUCGAUGAUGAAGGAGACACACUUUCCAGUGCCAAAUUCAGUGGCAGUCUCCCCCCUCUGAACCGGCUGAAUGUAAUUAGUGAGGAAGAGCCCUAUGGAGCUUCCAUGUUCCAUGAUGAGGUUCAGUCGGAGCAUGACCUCAAUAUGGAGUUCCUUGAGGUGAACAUUGUGAGAAGCAAGAGUGACUCAGUUCUGCACAUGCCCGAUGCCACAUUGGAAAUUGAAUCGGAGCUGCUUUUCCUGCAUGACAUCGAACCCUCCAUUUUUCAGGAUGCUUCAUAUCCAAACACUCCCCACAACACAAGCCAAGAGAUCAUGAAGUCCAAACUCAACCACCUGUCUGCUUUCCUCAGGGAGAAUGAGAAGGAGGAGGAAAUGUUGCUUGAUAAUCGUUUAAAUGAAGAUAAAAUCCCAAACAUCAACGGCUCCCUACCAAAAGAGUUCCUCAAUGGGCACGCCAGAAUAGGCAUGAAGCAAUCCAGCACUUCCAACUCCAUGCGACGGCGGAGGCACAUGUUUUACCGGCAGCCGUCCUACACCUUCUCCUACUACGGCAAGAUCGGCUCCCAUCGGUACCGCUUUCGCCGGGCCAACGCCAUCGUCCUGAUCAAGUCCUCGCGCAGCAUGAACGACAUCUAUGACAUGCAGAAACGGCAGCGGCAGCGCUGCCGGCACCGCAACCAGAGCGGCACCACCAACUCCAGCGGGGACACGGAGAGCGAAGAGGGCGAGACUGAAACCACUGUCAGACUGUUGUGGCUGUCAAUGCUAAAAAUGCCCAAGGAGCUGCUGAGGCUGUGCGUCUGCCACCUCCUGACUUGGUUUUCCAUCAUUGCUGAAGCUGUGUUCUAUACAGAUUUCAUGGGACAGGUCAUCUUCCAGGGCGAUCCAAAGGCCCCUUCAAACUCGACUGAGCUGCAUGCCUACAAUGCUGGGGUUCAGAUGGGAUGCUGGGGGCUGGUGAUUUAUGCUGCUACUGCUGCUGUUUGUUCAGCCUUAUUGCAGAAAUACUUGGACAACUACGACCUUAGCAUAAAAGUGAUCUACAUCCUGGGCACACUGGGUUUUUCCCUUGGCACUGCAGUGAUGGCCAUGUUCCCCAAUGUGUACGUCACCAUGAUAAUGAUCAGCACGAUGGGUAUAGUCUCCAUGAGCAUCUCCUACUGCCCCUACGCGCUUUUGGGACAAUACCAUGAGAUAAAACAGUACAUCCACCACAGCCCUGGGAACUCAAAGCGAGGGUUUGGCAUUGACUGCGCCAUCCUGUCAUGUCAGGUUUACAUCUCCCAGAUCCUGGUGGCCUCUGCGCUCGGUGGCGUGGUGGACGUGGUCGGCACGGUCAGAGUCAUCCCCAUGGUGGCUUCGGUGGGAUCCUUCCUGGGUUUUUUGACAGCGACUUUCUUGGUGAUUUACCCUGAAGUCAAUGAAGAGCCAAAGGAAGAGCAGAAAGGACUGGGUCCUCCAGAGACAGCCGAGGGCAGCGGUGCAGGCAUGGAGAAGCCGACGGUGCUGAAGCUGACGCGCAAAGGAGCCACGGCGGUGGAGCCGGAGGGCGAGUCAGCCGUGUGAGGCCACCGACACUUGUUCACCCACAUUCCAAGGAGUGCAGGUGCAGGAUCAAGAACUUUCGUUGUGGUUUUCUUUUUCCAGGAAAGCAAAUUAGGACCUUCACUACUUGUAGCUAAAAUUUGCAGAAGAAAAGGCAGUUUCAUGCAAAAAUGUAAAUUAAAUUCCGUAGUCCUUCCUCUAGGUUUGAGCAGGUCACUCUGACGCUAAUUGCUUUCUCUACAACUUAGAAACAUCAUUUCUGAACACUUUUUUAUUAAGAAUACAUUUAGAUUUCAACUAAGUUUUAUUAAUCUGCAUGAGACUCACAGUGUAUACAAUUAGCAGUUAGAAAAAUUAAGUUUUCGGCUGUUUUUAAACUAACAGAAAAUGGAAGCUAUCUCUACCUAUAGUUUCUUGCCAUUUUUUUGUCUGAAAAUUUCAGAUUUCACUAGCAUAAUAACCGAAUCAAAUGCUUAGACAUCAAUCGAUUUUUUCACAAGCAUGAUAUUACUGGUCUGACAGCUACGUUAAUUUUAGACUUCAUGUUUUUGUUAGUGCAAUUACUGCAGAAUCCUUUUAUUUGCAAUUAUUUUCAAGGGGAAAAAAGCAAUUACUGCAGAAUCCUUUUAUUUGCAAUUAUUUUCAAGGGGAAAAAAGCAAUUACUGCAGAAUCCUUUUAUUUGCAAUUAUUUUCAAGGAAAAAGAAAAGCAAUUACUGCGGUUUCUAAGAAAUUGCCAUGAAUUCUUUUAGUCAUACUAUUCACAACCACUCCCAAAUCUGCUGCUUGUCAGGAGAGGGUGACACUGAGUGCUGGAUGUCAGCUUUAGAUGGAAGGAGCAGCAGCUGGGAGAGGUGACCAGCACUCAUAGGUUUCUUUAUCACAAGUGCUGCAUUUUAUGAAUGUCGUUGGAUUACGCUGUGACAAUUUUUAGCUGAGAGUUUCACGUGCUGGUGAACUCGGGGGUUUUCUCAGCAUUUAAACCUGAUCAUCUCUGGAAGAAGCUGCCGUGGAGAAAGGGCAUCUCUGGGGUCAGCUUCAUGGGAGGGGGCGUGCGGAUUCUCUUCUGUAGGGAAAGGAAGUCACUGAUUAAUUGCACUUUUUACAAUCCUUUAACCUCCUGGCUGGGAAUGCAGCAGCCAAGGUAAAGGCACGGGGUCAGUACAACAAGGAGAACCCAAGGCCUACCUCCGUCACUUUAUUGCUUAGUCUGGGUGUAUAAAAAUCUGUGUCAGAAACAGUUUUCAGGCCUUAAAAUUCAAAUGUUGCUGUUCCGGUCCCUGUGUUGGAGGAAUUGUAGGCCAGAGCUCUUCUGAGCUGCCAUACCAAUGUCGUCAGCACAUCCUCCAUUGUCCCCUUCUAUGAUUCAGGACACAGCUGCAGUGCAAAGAUACUUUUCUGGAAAGAGGUUGAAAGAGUUGUGCUAACUGGAUUUAAAAUAGGUUUGGAUCAUUUUCCAGCAGCCAUUUAAAGCAACUUUCAAAACUUGUGUUUCACAAACUUCUGAUUGUCAUUUGUAAGACGUGUUUGUGAUGCUGUUGACUCAUUUUGGCUUGGGCCCCCUGGGCUGCUGUCAGUCCGUGUGCUGGACAGGCAAACACAGCGUGGUGUGAGAUUCCUGCUGCCUCAAACUCCUCCUUCUCCGAGACUUGCAAAUGCCUGUGUCAAUCAUGCUGCAAUCCAGGCAUUCAGACAAAGCUAUAUUACAAUAUGAAAAGCAAUUUUUAAUGAACUACUUGAAUUGUCAAUGUAUUUGAGAAAUGGAUGUUUGGAUGUAUUUGAAGGUGGCGUCCGUGGGUUUCUCUGAAGGCUUCCAGUCAAUGCCUAUGGCCUCUGCUAUCAAGAGUGACCAGUUUUUAGGCUGGUGACAUCACAGAGCACUGAAGUACAUGUAAUCACACAGGACUUAGGGGUUGUAUUUGUUUUUCCCAGUAUCUUGAGGAAGUCUUUUUUUUCUCUAUGGUGAAUAUUUUUUUUAUGUAGAACACGUACUGUGAACUGUGUUCAGCCAGGGGAGUGAUACUACUGAAGAGUGUGAGAUCUUACUGAAGAAAGCAGUUGUGAGAAAUUCUGACAUGAAUUUUACCAUCUCAGUUACAUUUAAUAUAUUCCGGUGAUGUUCAUGUGUGAGAGACAAAUGAUGUGUUUCACCCUGGAACUGGCAUUCAUGUAAGUUACAUGCUGAGUUACACAUUUUAAAGUGGCUUUAAUAUUUUAGUUUUGAAGUUCCUUUUGAAGAUUCUGAUUCUGGUUAAAUAACCACUGUCAAGUACUCCUAAUUUUAAUCUCUACUGCAGGAAAGGUUCUUCAACAGUUUAAAAACUUGCAUCUUCUGACUGGUGCCAGCCUUACUCUUUCCCCAAGGGUUCCACGGACCAGCAUGGAUCAAAUCUCCAUUACUCCACAUUGCACUUUCUAAGCCAAGAUCUUUCACUGCACCAUCAGACUGACCAAAUAGCUGCAGAGAGGGAGGAGAGGCUGAAGCUCCCUCUGACUUCACAUCCCACAGAGGAAACAUGAAACCAUUUUGGGACUGAGCUCACCCAUGUUUAUGGAGCUUUCUCAGCCAGGGAAGGCCAAGGAGGGAGGAAGGACCUUUCAUUUUGAACCCAGAGGCUUCAAGCUAUGGCAGGGCAGGGCCAGUUUUGUCACAGACAGCGUUUGGCAUGGCUUCAUUUCUAAGAACUGGAUGUUAAAAUCUGUGUUUGGAGUUAUGGGGCUAAUAACACACGAAUAUGCACGCUGCCACAGCAGGAAGCUGAUUUCACUCCCUGGUAAAGGCAAAGGAAAUAAUUAUUCAUUGUAAAUGUGCUGAAGUUUUUGUAGUGUUGCCAGAAGAAUUAACUUGGGGAGCCUCAGCCAAAGCAUCUCUUCCUAUCCUUGGGCCAGCCAGGGAAACCUCCACUCUGGCUUUACCUGCUGAGGUCUCCCAAGGGCUUUUCCUUGGAUGUGAGAGUUUUCUUUCUAGCCCCAGCACUUCUCAGGGUAGAGUGGGCAAUGAAUUAUUUCUUCAUCUGUCCCUUACCUUAUCUUUUGAUACAGAAAUGAUUAAAUUUUUUGCCACAAUUAAAGAUAAAGUAGUACAGUUUUAUGUGUUUGUUGCAGAGCUUGUGGAAAGAGAAGUUUGAAAUGGCUUUUUUUUGUUAUUCCUGGUGACAACGAACACCUUUUUUUUUUUGUUUGUAUUCCUGUCUAGUUGAAGUCAUCCCAUUGGACCUUCAGUAUAGUAGGACUAAGGUUUAGUGGUUCAAUUCUGUGUUGUUCAGUACUAUAAACAAUUUUAACAUGUUCUGCUGCAGUGAUGUGUGACACGAGGCACUGCUGGUGCUCAGACCCUUGAGGGCUGUGGUCAAUCAGCUGCACAUCUUGAGAUGUUUCAUGUGAGAGCAGAGAAGCUUUAACUUUCACCCCUCAGAAAGGCCAAGUGUGGAUUUGGCCCUGUUGGGUUAUUCCAAGAGUCCAGUGAUAUCUGUGCUGUUUGUGGACAGCAAUUUCAGAUUCCAGAAGCAAUAAUUUCUUAAGAAUGUUUCUCUUCCUGCUGAUUUGAUGACUUUCAUAGAGAUUUAUUGCCUAAAUAGCCUUUUAAUAACACAAAUCUGGCAAUUUGCUGGCUGUGAGCAGUUGUGGAAAGAUAGGAGUUGUUCAUAAUCAUGAGGGAGGAUGCCAGUAAAUCCAAGAGAGGUUUGUGCUCUUGAAACACACAAUGUCCUUUUCAUCUUUCAUCUGGAGCCUUUUUCUAGGCUCUGAAAUAUUCCCAGCACAUCAGUCUGGAAAGGAGGUGGCUGCAAAUGUACCCUCCUGAUUUUUUUGCUGUUGCCAAUGCUGGCACUCAGACACCAGGAUGGAACAGGCUGUGUGAGGUUUUCCUCAUAGCAAGGACCGAGUCUUUCUUAUCCCUCUCCCAGCAAGAUCUGAACCCCCCAGCACUUGCAAUGACAGCAGCAACCAUGGUGCAUUUUGCAAGGUACCUCGUUCAAACCUCAGUUCCAUCAUUAAGAACAUGUCCCCUGCCCUUGGUCCAGGGUGAGCUUGGCUUCCUCCAGAAUCCACCAUAAAAAGCAGGAUUUUCCUGGCUGCCACAUCUCACAACCAUGGAGGUUGAAGUCACAUCUAUGAGCAAAGGUAGAGAAAGUCACACUUUGUUCCUGGGAGAGCUGGGACAUCUGGGCAGGAGAAGCUCAUGAGGCAGGUGCUGAGAUUUGGGGGUUUUUAGGGAUGUGUAUGUGUGUGUGUGUGUGUGUGUGUGUGUGUAUGUGUGCGCACCUUUGUAUUUGUACAUUUCCAGACACACUGCUUGGGCCAAAAUACCUUUGGGGAUUGUGUGUUGCUGUCCCUGGACUCCACAAUGUUUUCAACUGAGUUCUUCCAGGUUUCCCUCAUCCUAGUCUGAUGUGAGACAAGCUCAGCUAUAAAUAUGUAUCCUUAAAUGAACAAAUUAACUCCUGCAUGAUAUUCCAAGCACAUGUAGCAGCUUCAGCAUCUGAAGUGUCUGUCAUGAAAGAGAAGUUGGUUUUCUUUGCAGCUGUUUUGUCCUCGUUUCCUUUGAAUAGGCCAAAUAAAUGUAAUGGACACCAAAUGUUGCACAGAAAUGUUGUUGAUGACUGUGUGGAAAAAAUACCAAAUUUUAUUUUUCUUUGCAGAAACUUUAUGGUUCCAGAGAGUCCUUUAGCUGUUUUCUUUCCUUAAAUGACAAAGCUGAACGUUUGUAAAGCACAUCACAUAAUGGUCAUUUGGAAAAAGUGGAGCUACCCAAAGUUUUCUCUUUGUCAUGUUGCAUCCAAAGGAGCUGCAGCAGCUCAAACACCAACUGGGGUUUGAAUUCGAGUCUCAGCAGAGUUCAGAAACUGCCUUAGAAAACAACAAAAAGGAUCAAUUCCUUUUCAUGACACUUGCACCCACUGAUUUGCUCAUUAAGGUGUUCCAGGUUUUCCUAUCAUUUAAAUUAAAAUCACCUCCUGGAAAACAAAUUUAGUUUGGUUCCUCAACCCGAGCAGCUUCAUCUGAAUUUCCACUUCAGCUUCCCUUGCCCCAAGAAACGAGGGGUGCCCAGGAGGGAAAAAUGCAUCCCCCACCAAAAGAGAGUAUCUGCUGUAAUUAAAGGGCUUUUGAAGCCCUUGUGACCUGCUAAAAUUUUAAGGAAAAUGCAUAGCAUGGUUCAGUUUCACCUGCUCUGGCACAUUUAUUCUUAAAUUUGGAAGUUUGGGUUGAAGAUUUGGGAGCAUUUAGUCAAAAUCAAUGUCACCUUAUUUACCAUGCACCUACUCAGUCCUCUGUAACAGCCAAACUAUAGUAAAUAACCCCAAGAUCCAGACUUUUUCUCUCAAAAAAUUGGCAAUUCCCAUUAUGAAUUUGUUUUGCCUGAUGUAACAUGAACACUAAGCCCUUUAAGUAGCCAAAUGACCAGCUUAUUUUAAAUGCCUCGUAUUACUAGAAAGCUGCAUAUAGGCAUCUCAUAGCGGGGAAAAAAAUUAAAAAAAAAAAAAAAAGAAAAAAGAAAAAAGAAUAUUUAGUUCCUUUGUGAACUGGCCAUAUGACAACUACUUUUUUAUCAACUUAUUAAGUUGGGGCACUAUAAUAGCUCUUGCUGAGUUUAGCAAUGUUUAUAAGCAUGUGUUAAACACAUAAUGUUGUUUUAUGAGGAAAAAGGGAUAAAGAAAAGUGAUGUCACAGAUGAAUGUUUGAGUGCGUAGAUGGCAUAAUGUAUGUAUGAUUUUUAUUUCUACACUGUUGAGCUUAUUUUCUGUUUAAAGGUUAAAAAAAUUGUUGCAUGAGAACUGUUUUACUGUGUUCUGCACUUUCUGUUCUUUUUGUAUAAUCUUGAUUUUUUUUCAUUUAUGCAUAGAAAAAAAAAUCAGUUUAGAAAUAUUCUACUCCACGAGACAUUGUGUUCCAAUCUGUUGUUCCAAAGUUCGAUCUUAAUAAACAUUUCAGUAAGA
This is a messenger RNA of Pseudopodoces humilis (Tibetan ground-tit), 8735 nucleotides long. It is a transcript of the gene SLC45A4, whose product is annotated as solute carrier family 45 member 4. Gene Ontology annotation, biological process: transmembrane transport. Gene Ontology annotation, cellular component: membrane. The record is from RefSeq and is a predicted model, not a curated record. Gene Ontology annotation, molecular function: sucrose:proton symporter activity. NCBI's taxonomy places the organism in Eukaryota, Metazoa, Chordata, Aves, Passeriformes, Paridae.